Messenger RNA from Photinus pyralis (common eastern firefly), 1354 nucleotides. RefSeq names its product kynurenine formamidase-like. The record is from RefSeq and is a predicted model, not a curated record. NCBI's taxonomy places the organism in Eukaryota, Metazoa, Arthropoda, Insecta, Coleoptera, Lampyridae. The transcript has 4 exons. The coding region runs from base 245 to 1111 and encodes 288 amino acids.
UGUACUUGAUCAAAGCAAGAUAACCGACAUCAGCAUACCGCAUCAACGCUAUUGACUUUUCUCGUCCGUCCAUAGGUUAUUUUAUUACUAUAUGAACAACACACGUGGCACGUGUUGCUAGUCUUUUACGAAUUUAUAUCAUUAUUGUUUAUUCAGACGUUGCGUAAGUUCGUGACUCAAUAUUCAUAUCUCCAGCAAAAUAUUUAACACAAUUGAAAAUAAACAUACGCUUGGAAAAUUUAUAAUGAAUCGUUGUGAUGAGUUAGAAUGGUUAUUCUCGCCUAGCAGAUGGUCAAGGAGAUACAGAGCUGAAGAGAUUGUUCAAAAGCACAUCGAGUUUAUUACCAAAGCCAGUUAUCUCGCACGAAAGUAUGUACCAUGCCAAUUAAAUAUUCCGUAUGGAUCAACAGAUAAAGAAAAACUGGAUAUCUUUGGAACCAAUCUACCUUCAGACUCGCCUAUAGUAAUAUAUGUCCACGGUGGGGACUAUUGGCAAGAAUUGGGCCGAGAAAUUUCCAGUUACAUAGUUGCACCUUUAUACAAAAAUGAAUUCAAAGUCAUAAUUUUGGGAUACACUUUAUCCCCCGAAGCAAGCUUACACCAAAUUCAAGAACAAAUCAGUAGGGCAUUUCUAAAAUGUGUGGACUAUGCAAACUCUUUGGGCUCCAGAUCUCUAUACGUUUGCAGCCACUCCGGCGGAUGUCAACUAGUGGCCAGUAUUUUUCAAUCGAGUUUCAGUACCAUCCCUUCCGACAGCGCGAACAUUUUGAAAGGGGUCAUUUUCAUAAGUGGAAUCUACGAUCUGAUUCCGUUGACGAAAACUCGCGCAAACGAAACGUUACAAUUGGAUCUAGCGGGUGCUAGGAAACUCAGUCCACUAUAUCAACCGUUUCACGCAUCGGAGGGGAUAAUAUUUUUUGUGAUAGUUGGAGAAAACGAGAGUCCAGCCUUUGUGGAACAGUCUGAAGCGUUUUAUCGAAAAUUAAAAGGUCUCGGUUAUAAAUCCGAAUUUAUUGUUGUUAAAGAAGUUGAUCAUUUCGAUAUUGCGGAACAGCUUAACGAAGAGAAUUACGAAAUUGUUCGACUGAUCGUCAGCAUGGAGGAUUAUUAAAAGACGAAUGAAUAUUGAAAAAUGAAGUUUGUUGCCCAGGAAUCAAACAUCGCCAUUGCACCGUGAACGACCAUUUUCACAAUUAAUUAGAUCGCUUUGCAUGUUUUCAUGUAACUACCUAUAGACAUCGUUUUACACCAAAGAAAUAUAUAUGAAUGGAUUUACUCGUAUUAAGUUGUCUAAUUGUUGUAUUGCGUCCUUUUUGUUUUAUUAUGAAUAAAUAAAACUAGUUUUUUUCUUCUU